Colletotrichum higginsianum IMI 349063 is the source of this 375-nucleotide messenger RNA. RefSeq names its product Glutaredoxin. The record is from RefSeq and is a predicted model, not a curated record. Bases 1 to 375 code for a protein of 124 amino acids. Gene Ontology annotation, biological process: cellular response to oxidative stress. NCBI's taxonomy places the organism in Eukaryota, Fungi, Ascomycota, Sordariomycetes, Glomerellales, Glomerellaceae. The transcript has 2 exons. Gene Ontology annotation, molecular function: glutathione disulfide oxidoreductase activity. Gene Ontology annotation, cellular component: nucleus; cytoplasm.
AUGGCAUUCCUCUUCAGACGCCUCUUCUCCUCCGCCCAGACAUCACCCGCAAACAUGGCCGCCACCAAGCAGAAAGUCCAGCAGCUCAUCGACGACAACAAGGUCGUCAUCUUCUCCAAGUCGUACUGCCCCUACUGUCGCCAGACAAAGUCCACCCUCGACGAGCUCAACACCGACUACACCGUCCUCGAGCUCGACCAGAUUGACGACGGCAGCGCCAUCCAGGAUGCCCUCCAGGAGAUCACCGGCCAGCGCUCCGUCCCCAACUCCUUCAUCGCCCAGAAGCACAUUGGCGGCAACUCGGACCUGCAGAACCUGCUCAAGGGCGGCAAGCUCGAGAACCUCCUCAAGGAGGCCGGCGCCCUCAAGGCGUAA